AUGGCCCAGCCCAUUCUUUGGCCUGACAAAUUACGAAAAAUAUAAAAUAAUAAUAAUAAACGAAUUAAAUUUGAAACCCUAAUUGCUGUUCGUUCUUCUUCGUCUUCUCCCGUCUCCGUUGGUCAGCUGCUGACUCCGAGCUUUAAAUGCUUCGCGUCUCGCCUCUCGUUCGCUCCCGGCGUUCUCCUCACGGCGGCGGAGCUUCUUCCGCCUUCUGAUUUUCUUCUAUUCAUUUGGGCGCAGCUGCCCCCAAUGGAGCCUAUUUGGCGCGCCCACGACCGAUCGAUAAAGAUGAAGACUGUUUCUGGUAAAAUCAUAUCGACGAGGUCGGUCUCCCUCGCCAAAGCAUCGAAGAUCCUCUCGAAGAUGGUCACGGUCGAUAACGGGGCUUCCUCUUCCAUUAGCAUCUAUCUUCGAAAAGCCUCGGAUGCCUUCGACGAGUUGGCGCAGUUUCACAAGGGCAUCAAGACCCCCAAGUCUGACCGGAAGAGCAGAAAAACUUCAGCUUUAACAGAGUCGGAAAACGGCCCGCCUCAAGAAGUCGAGCCCGAGGAUGCGGAGAGCAAUCGGAGGAAGCGUAGGAAGAAGAAGGUCGGAGAUAGGGAUGACGAGGAUAAUGGGCUAGUUACGGAUUUGAGGGGGACCGAUGAGCAGGUACUGGUUAAUGGAGAUGGAGAGUUUGUGGGAUCGGAGGGCCAGAAGAGGAAGCAUAAAAGUAAGGAGAAGAAAGCAAAGGAUGAAGUUAAGGAGAAGAAAGUAAAGGAUGAAUCUGGUGAUAUCGUUGAGAAUACUAUUGAAAACGGUGGGGAGGUGAAGGGCGAAGAUGGCAACAGCGGUGAAGCAGAAGACAAGGAUCGGAGGAAGAAGAAGAAGAAGGAGGAGGAUAAGAAGAAGAAAGGAGGAGAUGUUAGUAUCAGUCUGGGAGAUAAUGGUUUUGCAGUCGAGGAAAGAGAGGAUUCUAAGAGCGAAUUCAGGACUGUGGAGGAAAACAGGGACCGAGGGAAGAAGAGGAAGAACGAGGGGUCCGGAGAGGGCAGGGAAGAAGAUGGUUUGGUGGAGCACCGGAGCAAGAAGAAGAAGAGGAGGUGAUCAUAGGAAGAUAGUGAAACCUUUACAAUUGUUGGGAUUGGGCAGCUUUCUCGACUUUUAUCGAGAAUCUGUCCAAGAACACAGAAGGAACAACAAAGGCAAUGAAGAAAAGGAAACUACAGCAUCAAAGUUACAUUUCAACUGUCACUUUCCGCUUGCCAGGAUGUUCUGUGAUUGCUUUUCGUAGGGAAAACCCUUCUUCUUUGAGUCAUC
Molecule: messenger RNA, 1302 nt
Organism: Punica granatum (pomegranate)
Lineage: Eukaryota; Viridiplantae; Streptophyta; Magnoliopsida; Myrtales; Lythraceae
Source: RefSeq, a predicted model, not a curated record